This is a messenger RNA of Bradysia coprophila, 1551 nucleotides long. RefSeq names its product venom serine carboxypeptidase-like. Gene Ontology annotation, molecular function: serine-type carboxypeptidase activity. Gene Ontology annotation, biological process: proteolysis. NCBI's taxonomy places the organism in Eukaryota, Metazoa, Arthropoda, Insecta, Diptera, Sciaridae. The record is from RefSeq and is a predicted model, not a curated record.
UAGUUUAAAUCGAAUGGUCGUUGGUGAUACUUGUUUCGAUUAUGGGAAAUUUAAUUUUAUUUUUGUUGUCAAUCGGUGUCGUUCAAUGUUGUGAAUUUCGUGAUGAUGGUGACACAGGCGAAUCGAUAUUCUUGACCGAGUACAUAGAAAAAGGGCAAUUCGAGUUGGCCAAAAAUUUAUCGACGGUAAAUCAUGACGACAUGAAAUGGUUGACAAGUUAUGCCGGCUUUUUAACUGUGAACAAAGAGUAUAAUUCGAAUAUGUUUUUCUGGUUUUUUCGUGCCGAAUUCUAUCAAGCUACCGCUCCGGUGGUUUUGUGGUUGGAUGGUGGUCCUGGUGUUUCAUCGCUGUAUGGCUUGUUUCAAGAAAAUGGACCCUUUUCCAUCACGAAAGAGAAGCUUCUUCAGCCGAGAAACUACUCAUGGCAUUUAAAUCAUAACUUGUUGUACAUUGACAAUCCAGUCGGUACUGGAUUUAGUUUUACAGACAAUGAUGCUGGCUAUGCAAAAAACCAGGAAGAUGUGGGAAAAGAUCUCCUUUCCGCGAUUCAACAAUUUUUCACUUUGUUUUCUGAGCUGAGAGGUAACGCUUUUUAUAUCACUGGUGAAAGCUACGGAGGGAAAUAUGUGCCUGCUCUGUCAUAUCAAAUUUAUCGAAAUAUCAACAGUACAGAUCCGAAGGAUAAUAUCAAUUUGCAAGGUUUGGCUAUCGGUAACGGACUUAGUGAUCCAAUUAAUCAAAUGCAAUACGGAGAUUAUUUCUAUCAAUUGGGUCUGAUCGACACAAAUGGGCUGACGACCUUCAAAGACAUCGAGAGAGAAAUAGCAGACUGCAUCGAAAAGAGAGAUUUCGAGGGCGCAAAUAGCGUAUUUCACAAAUUGAUCGAUGGCGAUGAAACCACAAAUGGGACGUCUGUGUUCAAAAAUUUAACGGGCUUCAACAACUACUUCAACUAUUUGAGACCCUUUGCAGACGAAUCCGACGAUGAAAAUUUGAGUGAAUUUGUGGAAAUGUGUGCUACGCGUAAGGCGCUUCACGUCGGAAAUAAUACAUUCCACGAUGUCGAAAAUAUUGGGAAAGUCGAAGAGCACUUGAGAGGUGAUAUUAUGACCAGUGUGAAAGAUUGGAUCGCUGAGCUGCUCGAACAUUACAAAGUCAUGAUUUAUAGCGGUCAGCUGGACAUAAUCGUGCCCUAUCCGCUGACCGUAAAUUAUCUUAAAAAAUUGCAAUUUAAUGCAGCUGAGGAUUAUAAGACGGCCAAGCGUCAUAUCUGGCAUGUUGACAACGAAAUAGCUGGAUACGUAAAACAUGCUGGUAAUUUAACGGAAGUAUUGGUCAGAAAUGCCGGCCAUUCGGCUCCAGUCGAUCAACCAAAAUGGAUUCUAGAUAUGCUGCUGCGGCUGACCACCGGAAAAGGAUUUUUCGAGAAUUCAUAAGUUAUUAACAACGAAAAUAUCUUCCAAUUUAAAAUUUACUGGGAAGCAUUAUACAUUGCCUACGGUGCCAGUCAGUCUAUUGAAUUCGUAAACUCAAUAAAAGAUUUUCAGUCAC